Molecule: messenger RNA, 567 nt
Organism: Dracunculus medinensis (Guinea worm)
Lineage: Eukaryota; Metazoa; Nematoda; Chromadorea; Rhabditida; Dracunculidae
Source: the annotation of a GenBank genome assembly
CGCGAUUCAAUAAAACAAUUUUUACUGCAUAAAGAUGUUAUAGUACAAUCACCUACUGGAUCGGGCAAAACUCUUGCGUAUUUGUUAUCAGUUUUCGCAAUUUUGUUGAAAGUUAAGCAAAUAUGGUUGGCUAAAGAAACGGCCGCGUUAAUACUCGUACCAAAUCGUGAAUUGGCUCUGCAAAUUUUUGAUGUUGCUAAUCAUUUUGGAGAAGCAUUAAACAUAAGAAUUAGAGUUUUGCUUGGUGGAAAAAAAUCAAAAUAUUACGCCAAAAAAGUAGCCGAUGAAGGCUUUUCUCAUGGCUGUAACCUCAGUUCAUUGAUUAAUUUAAUCUAUCAUUGUGUCAUAUCAUUUUGUCGUUCCAUUUUCAGCGUGAAUGUUUUAAUUGCCACACCUGGAAGACUGGAACAUCUAAUCGUUUCAGAUGGCAAUUUCAAAAAGUCGCUAAAAUCAUUGGAAAUAUUAAUUGUUGAUGAAGCAGAUCGAUUCACUGAAAGUGUUUUCAAGAGGAGGUACUGUAAUGUUUUCACUUCUUCUAUUUUUUGUUUCGAAGAAAGCUUCUUCUAA